AUGAAUCCAGCCGCCCAGUAUUACAUCACUCACAACUCCAAGAGCGAGAACUACGAUGUCAGCACAACAGACAAAACACACCUCUACCACAUCGACAACUCUACCUUCACAAUAGGAAAACCAGACCUGACUUUCCACCACAGUCCUGACUCCAAGGGGCCCGUUGUGGGAGUGUGUAAGUUCCGACACUUCUCCUCGGACUGUGAGAUUGGUCUAGCGGACCCGGAACGGUUCAACAAAAUGAAGUGGGAGUACCUGCACAAAGAAGGCUUUAUCUUUAAGCGCGCAUAUUGGUUUCGCAUGGAGCUAGACGAUGGCACAAAGCAAAGUUUCACCUGGAAACAAACCAGCUCACUUGGCAGUGGAUCUGGAAACCAUAAACUAGUCAAGGAGAACGGUCAGACCGUCGUCGCGGUGCUUUCAUCUGGUGGCAUCUUUUCAAAGAAAAUCGACUAUGGCUACUUGGAUAUCUACUCGAAUCUAGGGCCGCGGUUCUACCUUAUGGCUCUUAUCUCAGGAAUUGCCGUAGUCGAGAGGAUCAGACGGGCGAAACCAAAUGCAGCGGGGGGAGCUGCCGGGGGCUCUUCAGCCGGUGGGGGAGGGAUUUGUUAG
Messenger RNA from Penicillium crustosum, 612 nucleotides. RefSeq lists its product as uncharacterized. Lineage: Eukaryota; Fungi; Ascomycota; Eurotiomycetes; Eurotiales; Aspergillaceae. The record is from RefSeq and is a predicted model, not a curated record. Bases 1 to 612 code for a protein of 203 amino acids. The transcript has a single exon.